Messenger RNA from Chironomus riparius, 2766 nucleotides. The record is from the annotation of a GenBank genome assembly. NCBI's taxonomy places the organism in Eukaryota, Metazoa, Arthropoda, Insecta, Diptera, Chironomidae.
UGAAAAUUUUCACCUUAAACAAUUUGUGAUUUAUUUAAGUUAAUAAUCUAGAUAAAAGAGUGAAAGACGGACAUUAACAUUCGUCGGUGUGUGUGGAAUAGAAUUACUUAAAAUUUGAUAUAGCAUUUUAUCAAUUUCGCUAGUUUCUGAAGAAUUAUAUUAAUCAGAACAAUCGCCAUCAUGAAUAAUCAAAAUUGGCUACAAUUUCAGCAUGGAGGAACUCAAUAUGGGACUCCAGGAACUGCUAAUUACACUCCAGCUGCACAAAGUGGCUAUGUUGCUGCUCCAAAUUAUGGAACUACGACUCAAAGGGCAGCAACUGGAUAUGAUCAAUCUCAAUAUGCAUCGCAGACAUAUGCAACCACUGCCCAAUAUGAGUACGGUUAUGGACGACCUGCUCAAACGUAUGAUACAACAAAAACAUAUUAUCAGCAGGCAAGUGCAAGCUAUGUAAAUCCACAAUAUGAUUCUAAUGCUGCACCCAAACCGGUUACAACUUAUGCUCAACCGGCAAGAACAACGAUUCAACAGAAACCUACUCAGUAUUCGGCAACUUAUGCCAGUCCUGCAACAAGUACAUCUGCAAAACAACAAGCACCGAAUCAGCAAACUCAGCAACAAACUGCUACAACUGCAUAUUCAAGUUAUGAUACGGCAUUAUAUUCAGCAGUUAUGGCACAACAAAGUAAUAAAAGUGCAAAUACUAAUCAGCAACAAGGUGGAUGGCCUAAGAAGGGUAAUAAUUUUAAGCCUCGAAAGAGUGUCGCUCCAAAGCCACAACAAAUUCAUUAUUGUGAUGUAUGUAAGAUCAGUUGCGCUGGUCCACAAACUUAUCGUGAACAUUUAGAAGGACAAAAACAUAAGAAACGUGAAGCAUUGCAAAAAGCACAACAAGAUACUGCAACACCUGGAACUCAGCCAGCAACAACUCAACGUGGUUCCAAUCUUCGAUGUGAAUUAUGUGAUGUCACAUGCACUGGAAAUGAUGCAUAUUCUGCUCAUGUUCGUGGAUCUAAGCAUCAAAAGGUCGUUAAAUUGCAUACUAAAUUAGGAAAACCAAUUCCAUCGACAGAACCAACGCCAGUUGGAACCAGUAAGGAUAAAGAAGGAGAUGACGAAGUAAUUGGUGAUGAUGUAAAGCCUGUCGGUGAAGAAUACAUUGAAGAAAUGAAGGAUCAAGAGGGCAAAGUUACGACAUUUAAUUGCAAAUUGUGUGAUUGUAAGUUUAAUGAUCCAAAUGCAAAGGAAAUGCAUACAAAAGGAAGACGUCAUCGGCUACAAUAUAAAAAGAAAGUUCAACCAGACUUGGUUGUUGAUGUUAAGCCGACAUUACGUCAACGAAAAUUAGCAGAACGUGAAAAGCAGAGACAACAAAUGCAAGAAGAAAUUUGGAACCGACGUAAUCGAAUGGGCGAAGUAGAGAUCGACGAAGAAGAUCGAAUGUAUUGGGAGGAAAGGCGACGAUUUGAAGAAGAAAAUGGCGAAUGGAAUAGAAAUUUCCCAAUGCGUGGACGUCCACUUAUGGGAAUCCCACCAAUGUUUAAUAUGAUGAAUGGAAGGCGUGUUGAAACACAAGAUGAUCGACAUGUAAUAUCUCGUCAUGCUGAAGUUUAUCCAAAAGAAGAAGAAUUACAGACAAUCCAAAAGAUUGUUUCUCACACUGAACGAGCCCUUAAAUUGGUUAGUGAUGCUAUGACUAUUCAGGUCCAAGAAUCUGGAAAGGAGGAGAAAAUGGAAGUUCAAAAUGACACUGAAUCUACUAAAACUAAUGGAUCUAAUGAUAAGAAAGACGAUAACAAGGAGAAUGGUGGACAAAAUCAAAUGAUUACGUUCCAAAAGGAUGCUGAAGGAACCGUACGCUUGUUGAAAGGAGUAAUGAGAGUUGGACUUCUCGCUAAAGGACUGUUGUUGCAAGGAGAUAGUAAUGUCCAGUUGGUUGUAUUAUGUGCUGAAAAGCCGACUUCAGCAGUAUUGAAACGCGUUGUAUCUGAGCUUCCAGCUCAAUUGAAGAAAAUUGCUGAUGAUGCAAAAUAUACAGUUACAAUGGCACCAGUCGACGGAGCAGUUAUAGUUUCAGAUGGUGCCAUAAAUGUAAAAGUGUCACUAACAUCUCCACUAUUACGCGAACAAGCAGCUGCCGAUUCCACCACAAACAAUGAAUCCGUUUCAAAUUCAGAAGAUCUGCUGCCACGCGAACCAUGCUUACAAGCUUUACGUGCACUUCGUCAGAGUAAAUGGUUUCAGGCUAGAGCAACAGGAUUACAAUCUUGUGUCAUGAUUAUGCGAAUUUUGCGAGAUUUAUGCCAGCGAAAUCCAACAUUCACUCCUCUUAGCCAAUGGGCAAUGGAAUUGUUAACUGAAAAAGUAAUUGCAUCUGCAGGCGUUCCCUUAAGUCCUGGAGAUUGCUUACGUCGUAUUAUGGAAUGCCUAUCAAGUGGUUUCAUCAUUUGUGGCCCAGGAUUAAUGGAUCCUUGCGAAAAAGAGCCAGUCGAUGCUCUAAAUGGAUUGUCCAAACAACAACGAGAAGAUAUUACACAACAAGCACAACAAUUCUUGCGUUUCAUUGCAUUUAGACAGAUUCAUAAAGUUCUUGGUAUGGAUCCACUUCCAGUUCAGAAAUACCAAGGAAAUCGUCCAUGGAAGUUUAACACAAGCCGUAAACGACGUCGUUCAGGCACUGAACCUUCUGAAGGCGACGGUCAGAAGAUUGUCAAGAAAGACGGAGAAAGCAAUGUCUCAGAAGCAGCAGCAGAAAAGAUGAAUUAA